UUUACAGUGCUUUAAAAUAUAAAUUAUCGAUAUUAUUGUGUACUUCCAUCGUUUCAAUUCGCUUCCUGUGUGGCGCAUUCGAAAUCUUUAUUCGUAUUGCACUUCAAACCCUAUCUCAAAGCCGCAAAUUAAUUAGACGCCAACCGGCAUGGCUGCUGCAACGGGUGAACUGUCCAAAAAUGAGCUGAAGCGCCGUCUGAAAGCUGAGCAAAAGGCCAAGGAAAAGGCCGAGAAGGAGGCAACACGCGCAGCUGAAGCUCCAGAAGCAGGACAAAAGAAGAAAUCUGCUGCAGAGCAGGAGGAGGAGAUCUCACCCAAUGAGUAUUUCAAGCUGAGAUCGACGGCAGUUGCUGAAUUGAAGCAGACGCCCGAUAAUCAUCCCUAUCCACACAAAUUCCAUGUGAGCAUCUCGCUGGAAAACUUCAUUGCCCAAUACAGCGAGCUCAAGGAUGGCGAGACACUGGAACAGGUCAAUCUGAGCGUAGCUGGACGCGUGCAUGCCAUACGCGAGUCCGGCGCCAAGCUCAUCUUCUACGAUCUGCGCGGUGAAGGUGUCAAGCUCCAGGUGAUGGCCAGUGCCAAGUCAUACAAAAGUGAGGCGGCAUUUGAGCAGGACACAGCCAAGCUGCGACGUGGCGACAUUAUUGGCGUCACCGGUCAUCCGGGCAAGACCAAGAAGGGCGAACUGUCCAUUAUGCCCACAGAGUUGAAGCUACUGUCGCCCUGUCUGCAUAUGCUGCCCCAUCUGCACUUUGGGCUCAAGGACAAGGAGACACGCUAUCGCCAGCGCUAUCUGGACUUGAUACUUAACAACAAAGUGCGCGAAACCUUCCAGAUACGCGCCAAGAUUAUAUCGUUUGUGCGUCAGUUUCUGGAUGGCUUGGGUUUCCUAGAGAUCGAGACACCCAUGAUGAACAUGAUUGCUGGCGGAGCAACGGCCAAGCCGUUCGUCACACAUCACAAUGAACUCAAAAUGGAUCUGUUUAUGCGCAUUGCGCCGGAGCUGUAUCAUAAAAUGCUUGUUGUGGGCGGCUUGGAUCGUGUCUAUGAAAUUGGUCGUCAGUUCCGGAACGAGGGCAUCGAUUUGACACAUAAUCCGGAGUUUACCACAUGCGAGUUUUACAUCGCGUAUGCUGACUAUUCUGAUCUGAUUGAGAUUACUGAGCAAAUGGUUUCUGGCAUGGUCAAAGCCAUACACGGAACCUACAAAAUCAAAUACCAUCCCGAUGGACCAGACGGCAUCGAACAAGAAUUGGACUUUACGCCGCCUUUUAAGCGCGUCUCGAUGAUAAAGACGCUAGAGGAGAAGUUGCAGGUUAAGUUCCCCUCGGCGGAUACGUUCAACAGUCGCGAGACGAAUGAGUUUCUGUCCCAGCUUUGCACCAAACAUCAGGUGGAAUGCCCGGCGCCACGGACCACAGCCCGUCUGCUCGAUAAACUGGUUGGUGAAUACAUCGAGGAGGAAUGCAUCAAUCCGACAUUCAUUUGCGAGCAUCCACAAAUCAUGUCGCCCCUCGCCAAGUAUCAUCGCAGCGUGCCCGGACUCACUGAGCGCUUUGAGCUCUUUGUUGCCAAAAAGGAGAUAUGCAAUGCAUACACGGAGUUGAACGAUCCGGUUGUGCAGCGCGAGCGUUUCGAGCAGCAGGCUAGCGACAAAGCCGCUGGCGAUGACGAGGCCCAAAUGGUGGAUGAGAGCUACUGCACAGCGCUUGAAUACGGUUUGCCACCCACUGGCGGAUUUGGCAUGGGCAUUGAUCGACUCACCAUGUUCCUAACCGACUCCAAUAACAUUAAGGAGGUGCUGCUGUUCCCUGCCAUGAAACCCGAGGAAGCCAAUCGCACACCAGCCGCCAACUCAGCCGAGGCACAGCAAACCGCUCAGCAGUAGACAGAUGGGAAUCCUUACUCGAGAAUGCCGCACACAGUAGUCAUGUGUGUUGUCCCAGUUCUGUGCGAUGCCUUAAAUUAUUAAUUAAAUAAAAUGAAAAACGCAUUAUUUUUUGAUCAGUUAUCCCCCCAAA
Messenger RNA from Drosophila innubila, 2021 nucleotides. RefSeq names its product lysine--tRNA ligase (gene LysRS). Gene Ontology annotation, cellular component: aminoacyl-tRNA synthetase multienzyme complex; cytosol; mitochondrion. Gene Ontology annotation, molecular function: ATP binding; tRNA binding; lysine-tRNA ligase activity. The transcript has 4 exons. The coding region runs from base 149 to 1888 and encodes 579 amino acids. NCBI's taxonomy places the organism in Eukaryota, Metazoa, Arthropoda, Insecta, Diptera, Drosophilidae. Gene Ontology annotation, biological process: lysyl-tRNA aminoacylation. The record is from RefSeq and is a predicted model, not a curated record.